This is a messenger RNA of Alternaria atra, 1644 nucleotides long. RefSeq lists its product as uncharacterized. The coding region runs from base 1 to 1644 and encodes 547 amino acids. NCBI's taxonomy places the organism in Eukaryota, Fungi, Ascomycota, Dothideomycetes, Pleosporales, Pleosporaceae. The transcript has a single exon. The record is from RefSeq and is a predicted model, not a curated record.
AUGAGUAUGACUGCGAUGAUAGCCUCGAUACUGCUCACCCCUCCCAGCAGUCCGUCUCCUUCACCUAGAAAGCCAGUGGCUAUUCCCAUCGCAACCGCUGCAGCCUUGCAAACAAAACUGCCCUCACAACCCGUUAAAGAUGCUCAAGCCUUGUUGCAGCCAACAUCCAUACUAGCAGUGAAUGCGAUAUCAACCACGAAUACCAGAUCAACGCUGCAGAUCACAAACACCAACUCCCUACCACGCACACUCGCCGCUCUCAAGAGGGCCCUCCAUAUCGACGGCUGGCAGUGCGGCGCCCAGACGCUUAAGAACACAGAAUGCAAGCGCUCUGUUAUAAAUGGCAACAAGAACCUCAUUGACGCGCAGCUUGCGUCCAUGACAGGCCUGACGCGUGCCUCUCCAGACAUUCAAUCCGCCCUGCUCAGGCUCGUCAUGCUAGUGCAUUGCUACCAGCACAAUGCGGGCCGACCAAAGGAGUGCCGACUUGAGGCAUGGAGGCUUGCAUUUCCGUCUGGUAGUGCUGAUGGCAGCGCGUUUGAAGUUCCUAUUGAGCAGCUUAUCAGGAAAGCUCUCGAGCCGUUCAGUAUCAAAUGCAUUGCCCACGAUAACACAGGACCGUGCAAGGGGAGGAUUGGUGGAUGGAAAGUGCAGAACUGCAAAAGAACGCUUCAAGAGCUCAUCAAGCAGGAGAUAUACUCCGACGGCGCUAGGCUCGAGUUCCUGCUUAAGGUGUUGGAGUGGAAUAGGACUUGCAAGACCCAUCAAAGCUCGAGGCGAUUCACAUGGGUUGCGGCGUGGAGAGAGAGCAUUAUGGCGAUACUGCCUCUGUCAACGCCACUCGGCGACCAGGCCCUUACAAGCAACGCACCGAACAAGCUUCAAACCUCUGCAAGGGCUCAAGCUGGUCCUCUCAUCGCCACAACUUUGUUGAGGACAGAGAAGAGGGACUCCCUCACCGUGCAGAUCUUGCCGAGCCCACGAGCUCCCCCCGUUAGCCUAGACGCUGAUCCGGCAUUGUACUGGCCAGAAGCCUACGACUCGAGCCCUUUCGACAUCCUCCCACAUGCUGACCACAACGCUAGUCCUACACGCUCGCACACGCUGAUCUGCGACGAGAUCAAAAAAUCACUAGAUGCCCGUGACCCUCGAAGUGGAUGUAUCUACGCGUACGAAGUCGAGGGCAACGAAGGCUACAUUAAGAUCGGGUAUACCACGCGCCCCGUGAUAGAGCGGCACGACGAGUGGUCGUUCGACUGCAAUAGGCAGACAAAGCCGCUAUACCCUUCCCUUUCUCAAGCCGCUGCUACCAUUUCAACUGCAAAAGAAGCCACAGCAGCGCCAGCCGUGCUUAUCCCACACCCGCGUCGCGUUGAGGCCUUGUGCCAUGCUGAGCUUGAUCAUCGCCGCAUCAGAAUUUAUUGUACCGCGUGCCUGAAGCAGCACAUAGAGUGGUUCCAAGUAUCGACCAUGGAGGCCACGGCUAUAAUCCAGAAGUGGUCCAGGUGGAUGACCACACAGCCGUAUGAAUUCCGACAGCUGAGGGUGGAUUCUAGGUGGGAGCUUAAGAUGAGUGAGGUACGACAGACGUCGAGACUCGACCAGUUCAUGCAAGAGAUUGCGGAAGCGCCUGCCUCGCCAUAG